GUGUUAAUGGAGUCACAUCUCACCACCUGGUGGAGGCUGAUGAUGACGGUGUUGGCGUGGUGGACACGAUGGACGGAGAAAACGACACACUCAAGGUCACCUCCAUGAUGACCCACGAUGGUGCACACUCCAUAGAUCAUACAAGUCUACAGGAUGAGGUACAUUAUGUCACAACAGAUGAGUCAGGGCACGCGGUCACCGUGGUGUACCCCCAGUCUGCUCUGCCCUUACUCAGAACAUCAGAUGGAAGUCUGGUCAAUUUUGUGGAGCUUCCCGGAGUGCACGGCGAGCUGGGGUUGGAUCAAGGGGAGUUGGGAGGUGAAGCGGGCAUGGUGCUGCAACAAGACUUCACCGGAGAAGGACCCAUCACCGUCGUGACCGCAGACGAUACCGGAGAACAGCUCGCCCUGCUGGACCAGCAACACGGCCACUCUGGGGUGACCAUGACCGGCGGCGAGGGAGGUCAGUCCAUCACUUAUUUAACGGCCGCGGAGGAUACGGCGGACGGGUCUCCGUCGGCCAUCUUGGGGGAACAGUUAAUACAGAUCCCGGCAAGUGACCAGUCUGGGUCGACACACACCAUAACUCUGCCGCUCUCUUUCCUGAACGACGGCACCGGGGUCUCCAUACUACAGGGCCUCGGCCACCUACAGUUACCACUGGUGGGAGAGACCGGCGGAGACUCCAUUACGUUAACCUCGCCGGUGGACUCGGAUAACAUUGCUUCGGUCGGCGGCGCAGAUGUGUCCCACAGUCGGGUACUUUCUGUGCUUCAGUCCUCAGCUGUGCCUACCACUGCCAGUGGGACAUUUAGUGUUAUAACUUCUCAGUCCACCAUUCAGAAUGACCACAAUGAACUAUCAUCUGCUUCACAAAUUCAUGUUCCAAUCUCAACAUCCAGGCCUCAUAAUUCCUCAAGUACAAAACCAUUUGUGUUUAAGACGAGCAGCCACGUGUCGGGGAAGCAGAACUCUAGUCACCAGCCCCGUAAACUGAUCGGCUCCGGUCCGCUGGCUAUAUCGGCACAGGGUUUUGUGCAGAAGAUUGGAAACCGGAUGGUAACUGUCCUGCCCCGACCAGAAGACUUAAAAAAGUUAAGGGAAAGUAAAUCUUUAAUUCUCAGCAUCAAAGGUUCCGGCGACUCCGAUGCGUACGGGUCAAAAAGUUCUCGGGCCAGAAAGGUUCCGGUGCCCGUACGACCACAUCAGCGUUAUGGAAGGAGAGGCAGAGGAGGAGGACGUGGCAGACCUCCCUCUGUCUCUAGGGCAGAGGUUAAAGUAGAUAAGGAACAGAUUGCCAAAACUGUUUCACUGUUAAAGAAGGAAGUUCCAGGGGACUCCAUACUGCUGGCUGAGACAUCAGGAGACCAUCACUUGGAUGGCUUUAUCAAGCUGGAGGACUCGACAAGUGAGGGCAUCGUGGUGGACAUGACACUGCCUGGUGGUUCACCAGCAUCAGCUGUCCUGGUCAAGGGUCCACCAGAAGAUGAGGAGUUUAUUCUGUCAAAUAUAGAUCCACCAACUCCAGUUAUGUCUCGCCGUGGACGGCGUAAAAAGAGAGGUCGUGGCCGCCCAAGAGGGACUUAUGUCAUAUCAUCUUCGGGAAGGAGACCUGGAAGGCCCAAAAAGGUGGAGACCCUGCUCGAGGGGCCCCACGGCGCUCGUAUGAUUCACACCGGACCCGACACUAGACUGGACGGAGAACUGGAUCACCAAGAGAACGAACUAGUAGAAACAGUUCCGACAAUAGAGUUGGCAGGUGAGGAGGGCAGUGAUGGACUGCAGGAGUUGAGGGUGUUAGAGAUGGGCGCCCUGAAGCAGGAGCCAAUAGAUAUUGAAAUAAAGAAAGAGGAGGAAGUAGAUCCCAACAGGAGGAAACUACCUCCCAGACGAAGAGGAGCGAGGUAUGAGAAAAUGAUCCAGGCCUUAAAGAAGAGAGAGAAUGAUGAUGAUGACUUCUCCAUGGGUGAGGAGGAAGACAUCUCCCCAGACUACCUCACGUACCGCCGCCCACCACCACCACCCAAAACAAGAGGGACAUCUGGACCAGGCAAAAGAGGGCGACCAAGGAAGCACUGGCCGCCUCCACCCGUGAUAAAGGUGGAGCCAGGCACUGAGCAGCACUUACUGGGAGGACCACUAGAUGCCUCCCACAUGACACAAGUUACUGCCAGGGACUUGGUCACCAGCAUGACAGAGGGAGACUUAACAGAAGCAGAGAAGCACAACCUGCUCAUCACAUUCCAGAGGCCAGAAACGGGAGAAGUGGUCAUCACAAUGUUACCACCUCCUCCUGCAGCUCAGCAGCAAGAUGACUUCCAAGACCACACUACUACUGAAGGUACUCAGACAGAAGAGGACAUUGAGCUUCCAACUGAUGAUGGUAAUGUAGACUGCCACAAGUGUGAAGAAUGUGGGGACGUCAUCCAGUUUAAACGUGAUUAUAUUCGUCAUCUUCGUCAGAAACACGAUCUUCGACCGUUUGAGUGUAACCAGUGUGGCAAGACUUGUACGUCUCACACUGCACUGGAGGCUCAUCACAGAGUGCACGGCCUAGAGAGGCCGCACCGUUGUGAUUACUGCGGCAAAGGUUUUGUUGACCCCUCCCAUCUCAAGACCCACAUACUCACUCACACAGGAGAGAGACCACAUAGGUGUCAUCACUGUUUAAAAGCAUUUGCUCAGGCAUCACAACUGAAGAAACACUUGGCCAUUCAUGAAGACAGUCACCAGUUCAAGUGCUCAGUGUGUAGUCGCACUUUUGCUCACCGAGACACACUCUACACUCACAUGAAGACACAUACUUCAAAUCGACCAUUUAUUUGUGACAUUUGUAGUUUAGGUUUUGUUACCAGUAGUGGCCUCAACCGCCACAGGAAAGUUCACAAGAGAUCUAGCAAUCCUGUUGAAGGACUUGACAAUGAGCUUAAGUGCACUGUGUGCCAGGCCAACUUCACCUAUAAAAGAACUUUGACAAAACACAUGUCCACUGUACAUGGGGAUGGCAUUCUUGUCAAAGAGGAAAAUGAAUCUGUUGUAAAAUCAUUCCCAAGUGAAGUGUCCAUUGUUGAACAGCUUCAAGAACAGCUUAAUGAAGGAUAUGCUCCAAAAACCUCAGAAUUAUAUGAUGAACCUAAGCAAUCAGAGACACUUGAGAGUAAGUUUCCUGUUAAUCCAUUCAAGUGUGGUAUUUGUGAGGAAUCCUUCACAGACGUUGAUGUGUUGUGCGAUCACUACACUAACUCCCACACUGGUGAUCAGGAAGUGUACUGUGAUGUGUGUAGUGUAGGUUGUGCUACAGAUCAACAAUUGGAGCAGCAUAAACAACUCCAUCUUUUUGAAGAACAACAGUCAAUGAUACACACAAUACCAACUGAGGAAUUUCCAUUUGUGUGUCCUGUAUGUGGAAAGAGCUUCAGAAAACAUCAGGAGUUUGUACGGCAUCACAGAGCCCACACGCACGAAAAGAGUUACAAAUGUGAACUUUGUGGUGCUGGUUUUCCAUUAAAGUCUGCCUUAGAUAAGCAUGUUUUAGUUCACACUGGAGAACGGCCAUUUAAGUGUGACAUUUGCUUAAAGAGUUUUCGACAGAGUGCAGCCCUGGUCAGACACAAGUUAUGGACUCACAGACUUAAAAAUCAGAACAAGUGUGAGUUGUGUGGUAAAACUUUCUUCACUCCAGCCCUUCUUAGUUAUCACCUCGACAGCCACGGAGAUGCCGGCCAGUCGGUGAAAUCUCGCCUGGCAGAGACGUCGGAAACUGAGGAGCAACAGCUGUUAGAACAGUGCCACAGCGUAAAACAAGAGAACAGAGGCGGCGGAGAAGUGUACGGAGAUGCCAGAGGAGACGGUCAACACGGUUGUGAAUACUGUGGUAAGAACUUCUCAUCUUACGUCUUGCUCCUCACACACAAACUAACACACAAACUGUCGGCGUCGUACAAGUGUGACGUGUGUCACCGUACAUUCCGUGAGAAGAGGUACCUGCAGAAGCAUAAACUGACCCAUAAAGGAGUCAAGAGUUGGAAGUGUGACAUUUGCAAGAAAGCUUUUGCCACAAAGCUGACCUUAAUUAGGCACUCCCACGUGCACUUGCGUGAAGCUCUCCGUCCAGGCCCCGAGUUGCCUUUUAUUCCCGAAGAAGGCGAGGACGGAGGGGAGAUAAUAACCGGCAGUACACUUCCUGCAGUUCUCAAGUGCGAUGAAUGCGGCAUAGAUUUUGCGCACAAGAGUCACUUUGUCCGCCACAAACUCUUACACUCGGGUACUCCGCUUUUGAAGUGUGGGUUGUGUAAUAAGUUGUUUGUGCACAAGAGUGAUAUCAUUCGACACAAGGUCAUGCAUUCCUUCAUGUUUACGUGCGAUGUUUGUGGACGAAACUUCCACAAACGAUCACUAUUUAUCAUGCACAAGAAGAAGCACAUUGAUGACAAACCAUUCAAGUGUGAGUGUGGCAAAAGCUUUUCUACAAGCGGUAAUUACAAUACUCAUAAACGAAUUCACAGCGGUGAGAAACCAUAUAAGUGCGAUAUGUGUGAUUACAGAUGCUCACAGAGCGGCCGUCUGUUAAAGCAUAAGAGAAUGCACAGUGGAGAAAAACCAUACCAAUGUGAAACUUGUGGCAAAUAUUUUGCUAAUUAUGAAUCUGUCAAAAUACACAUGAGAAUUCAUACUGGAGAAAGACCAUUUAAGUGUGGUAACUGUGGGAAGACCUUCAUAAAUAAUGGCAGCCUUAAUCUGCAUAUGCGGGACCAUAUUCGUGAAGAGAUGUUUAAAUGUGAUGUUUGCAACCACAAAUUUAGGCGAGAACAUCAUCUAGAAAAACAUCGACAGUUUCAUCACUUUCAACAACAAUAUCAGAAUGCUGUCAUGGGCCUUGAGACAGACGGUAGUGUUGAAGCUCAUCUCUACAUGUGUGAGGUGUGCGGAAGAGUGUUUGAUAAGAAGAAAUACCUUUACACGCAUCACAAUGUCCAUUCACGUCAACGCAACUUUCCGUGUACUUAUUGCGGAAAGCAAUUGGCAUCCAGACUUGCCCUCAAGAAUCAUCAUUUAAUUCACACAGGAGAAAUGCCCUUCAAGUGUAGUCAGUGUGAUAAAGAAUUCCGUAGCUCUUCCAACCUGAAGCGUCACGAGCGCUCGCAUCCCGUCCAGGACGUAAAUGCUCUAAGGUGUGACGAGUGCGACGAGAGUUUUUAUAGUCCAGAACUUCUGAACCAACAUAAAGCGAGUCAUAUGCAAGGCAUGAUGAUGAUGAAUCCAGGAGUAGAAAGUGUAACAACAGCAGACAACUCUCACCACUUGUAUGUGUUUGAGACUGUGGGAGAAGUGGGUGAGGCUAUGGACUCCACUCAACAGCUCUUAGUUGACAAUAGUCAACAGCAGUUUUUGGUAGAUGGCUCUCAGCCUCUCUUAGUGUUCCCAGAAGCAGCCAAUACACCAUAUUCUGAGCUUACAGAGGCACCGGACCCAGAGCAAGAAGAAGCCGAAGUGGAACACGUGCCGCCGCCCGAGGUGAUAAUGGUGCACGAGAAGAUGGACGAGCGGGAGGAGGAGGAGGAGAGGGUUGUGGAAAAGCCUUUUAGAUGUGAUGAUUGUGGUAAAUCUUUUGCUAAGAAACAGUAUUUGACAAAACACAAAUACAGGCACAGAGAAGUUAAGCCGCAUGCCUGUGAUGUGUGCGGGAAGCGUUUUGCUCAGAAGUUUGAAGUUGCCGUUCACAAAAUCAAACACACGGGAGAACGUCCCCACAAGUGUGACGUUUGUCACAAGCCUUUCCGGAGUAAAGUUAAUCUUCUUAAUCACAAGAUGCGUCACACGGGAGAGUACCCCUUCCUGUGUUCAGUGUGCAGCAAGGGCUUCUCUACACAGCUGCAGCUUGAACGACAUGUCACACUCCAUACUGGGUCACACCCAUAUAAGUGUUCUAUAUGUCAGAGAGGCUACACCCAGCGAACCACUCUAAUAAAACAUUUGGCCAAGGCUCACGACAUAUUGGAUGUGUCUCAGAUUGAGGCAAUGGACUCUUUAGAAAAUGUAGAGGCUGUUGAGAACAUGGAGAGCAUGGAAGAAGUGGAGGGGGUCGAAAAAUCCAUGUUUUCUAAUGUCCAUGAAACUGCCAUGGAGGUAAACGAACAGGCCACAGUGGAGGAGGAUGAACACACUGCCAUAACCAUGGAUACUGAUAUACUGGCACACGGAGAGCAACAAGCAGCUUAUUCUGUGGUGGAGGUUCACCCAGACUACCUGAAGGACUACUUGAUGGCUGGACCACAGGUAGUAGCCACUCAUGACAUGGAUCCCAAGCUCCUGCAGUCUAUCUUGCAACAAGUACGCAACAGCCAAGAUGAAACAGACGGUCAGGCUGUAGUUCAUGUUAAUGCUAUUGAUGGUUAAAAUCUUUCUGAGGUUUGACAAUAUAGUCCGACAUAUCUCUGUACAAAGUGUAGCAAUGUAGCAAUCUUAUAUUCUCAUCUGAAUUAUGUGUUGGGGUUGUGAAAUGACCUACUUUCUUUUAUAUGUAUUGUAUAUACUGUUUUAUAGUCGUCUUGUUUAACCAGAUAUAUUUCACGAAUGAUUAUUUGAAAUCCUUGUCACAAAGAAAACUUGUCUCAUGAGGCAAGAGUUAUAGUACCUGUACAUAUACUGUAUAUAAACAUUACAUUGGUACUGUACUAGCUUAAAAUUGCAGAUGAGUACUUUCACCAGGGAUAAGUAAUGAAUAUACUGUAUUUGCCCAAUGUUGAUAUUAUAGUAUUGUUGAUUCUCUCUUUUUGGUUUCUCAGUUUACAGAAUAACUAGAAAUGUAGGAAAUAUUUGGCGGUAGUUUUCUUUGCAAGAAGAUGUGGAACUUUUGUGAAAAUUGUUAUUCCUGUGAGACUGAGUGAGAGUCAGUGGAUCUUGGGUUGUUCUCUCUCUCCCUGACGUGUGCGUGCGUGCAUUCUUUACGAGUUGUAGGACACUCAUGAAGUGAGAGUGGUGUUAUUUGCUGUGAGAAUGAUGAACUUUACCAUGUAUGACAGUACAUAUAACCUUCCAUCUAAACUAUUCCCAUUUUGGACACCCUUAACAACUCAUACUGGUAAGCUCACUGCCAAUUUAUUUUUUUAUUUUUUAAGCAUUUACUAUAAUCAGAUUUCAUAUAUUGCAAUAAUUUAUAGGUGAAAACGUAUGGCAUUGAUUCAUUUACCAGCCAAUACUCGAUAAACAUUAGUAAAUUAAAUAGAUGCCAAAAAAAUAAUGAUUAUGAACCUAAGAUACCGUAUGAGGUCAUUAUCAGGUCGAUGUACUGUGCUUUGAUUACUGUGUCACAUUAGUUACUGUACUGUACACCUGGAGAUAAUUGCCACUACCCGCCUCCUCAACACCCCAUCCAGCAUAUUUCCCCUGAUGAUUAAACACCUUAAUGCUACCUGGGUGUUGAGGUUAGAUUAGGUUAUAUAUUGUGAUGUAUUGUUAAGAUAGGUUAGACUAUUAGGUUAUGGUGUUAAGUUUGCUCAUGUUUGGCUAGAUUAGGUUAGAAUAUAUGUUAUGUUAUAUCAUGUUAUGUUAGGGUAGGUUAGACUAUUAGGUUAUGUUGUUAAGUUUGCUCAUGUUUGGCUAGAUUAGGUUAGAAUAUAUGUUAUGUUAUAUCAUGUUAUUUUAGGGUAGGUUAGGCUUGGUUAAGUUAAUUUUAGGGUGAUUAAGCUUAAAGUGAAAUAAGCUAGAAGGCUAAUCUUCACAUGGUCCCAUCUGUCAACUGGAAAAAUACUCAAAUGUCAUGGAGAGUUGUAACUGUUGUCCAGAAACCUUGUUAAAAAGUCUUAUAAGUUGUCGUCAUGUCAUAAGUUUGUUUUAGAGGAAAUACUGCAGUGUAAGUUUUAAGAAUGUGACUUGUUAAGUUUUGGUAAUUAUUGAAAGAUAUGGUUUACUUGCUCUGCAUUGUUAUGUUAAUCUUGUUUCUAUUUAUCUGUAAUAUAAUAAUGUUUAGUCAGUUUUGUGUAGGAACAUUGUUAUUGAUGAUUGAUAUUAUUUAUUAUUUCUGUAACACUGUUUUUGGUUUAACACGGCUAUUUAUUAAUAUUUUAUUGGUCGGACUGCUAGUUAAAAUUGACAAUACAGUAUUAAUGGCAUACAAUAUUGUACUGUACUCUUUAAAAAUGCAAUACCCUGUACAUUGUGUUUUGUUUUGGAUACAACAUACAUAAAGGUUUACUGUGCUGUACCCUUCUUUGUAAUCUUCAGUUCCUCCUCUUGUUUUGUGGUCUUGGGUGAUGUUGUGUCCUUCUGCGGAAAAUAACAGAUUAUGUAGUUAUUUAUUUAUCAGCCCCUCCUGUGAUUUUGUGUAGUGAGACUUUAAACAAUCUGUCUUAUUGUUGCCUUUAAGAGAUGACUUCUUGUGGUGUUAGUGUGGUCCUUUAUUAAUCUACUACUGUAAUGAUGAUAUUGGGCACAUGUGUCAAACUUUUAUACUGUAUAUGGCUAAUGUAGUUUAUGAAGAUGUAUUUAUGACUUGACACUUUCCACUGGGUCUCUCGAGAAGUGCUUUCACUCUUUUCAGUGACAGGACUCGGGGAACUGUAUAACAUUAGUGGAUGGGAUGGUCAUAGAGUUGGUCCAUUUAUUCAUUGUUUGUUUUAAAGGUGAUACUAACAAGCAGUAGUGUGCCAUUUGCCAGUUCCUGUGACAAAACUUACUCUUCUGUAACUCUGUGAUAAAAUUUUAUUAUUUUGAUGCUGUGGUUAUUAACUAUAGAGGUCCAGGAAUCUGAAUUAAUGUCAGUCUUGUAUUAUACUGUAGUAUGUUGACUUCCCCUUCUGUGGCAGUGUAUCUCAUUAGCAUGUAGAGCACUUUCAGAUCACUACCUCCUAUGCUCCAACUGGCAUUAGUUAUUGUAGUCAGCAAGCAUUUUAUUCCCAUGCCCACAUCUUAGUGACUUAACAACCCCACUUCCUCCAAAUGGGGAGUGGAGGUCAGCUGGAACUAAUGGGGUGGUCCUGGAAACCAUCCAAACUGACAAAGUAGAUGUAUUGCCCACUGUUGUGUCAUCCCUACUUGCCAGGCCUCCUGCUCUCUUAUUGUGAGGCAGUUACUUCUAGUCUCCCUUUUCUUUAUUGUUAACUGUUGCAAUAGGGAAGCAGAAUAACAGUAAGAUGAAUCUCCCAGCCACUAUUGGUGAGUAAAUUACUUCAGUCAACAAGCUGUAAACUUAGUUAUUAAAUUAUCUUCAAAAUUAACCCUUCAUUUUCCAGGUCAUUUCAAAAGAGUACCAGUACAUGAAAGAUAUAAUAUGUAUAGAUAUACUUAGUAUGUUCAGUAUAUGACCCAGGUGCAUCAUUGGAGGAUGGUCAGGACGAUAGAUAAAUACGUACAAUACUCGUAAACAAAAAUACCCUGCAGGUGGAAUUCUUUCUGGAACUUUAGUACAGUACAGUAUGUGACUGAAUCUUGUAGAUACUGAGGUUUGUGAACUGAGACAACAGUGCAUCUUUAUUUUUACUUUUAGGACUAGAUUUAUCAAGAACUUUGGUGCUGUAUAAAAGAUCAGUGAGUGCAAAUUAACUCAGUCUGCCAGUUUUUUCUGUUGACCAGUGAUAUAUAGUUCUUAAGGUUUCUGAUGUAAUGGAUCCUGCAAAAGGAAUUACAAUAUAAUUACUGUACACUGGACAUAGGAAUUUUGUGUAGAGUGUGACACUACCGGUGAAGGACAAGUUGCUGAUACAUUCACAAGGAUUACUUGCAUUGUACUUUAUCAUUAUUAAUUUUCAUUAUAUAGUCAAUUUAAAAAAAUAGGGCACCAUUAUCACGGUAACACUAAGAGGUUCAACACUUAAGACACGAGUUCAAUCCCGUGUCCAGAAAGUGUUAGAGGGAUACUGUCAACAAAAGCAGAAAAUAAAUUCAUUUUUACCACUAUAUUUGCAAAUAUUUCAGGAAACUGCCAUUAUAAAACUCUGAACUCACAUGUACAGAUAGUAACUAAUUUAUAAAAUCCCAAUUACUGUACAGUACUUUGGUCUAUCAUGUAUCCAGCGGUCAGCUUCUACUCAAUAAUCAAAGAUCAGCAUCAUUGAUAUUUUGUGUAAGACCUCUUGAGAACCUCCCUGUAGAUCAUGUAUUGAUGCUUCUCUUGUGACAGUUGUUAACAUUAAGAGAGCAGUGUCAGGUGUGUCUUAGCUGUUAACAUAGUUCACAAAGUGCUAUUCAGUAACCGUGGCCUCAUAAGAUUGGAGAAUCAAUAUUUUUUGUGGCAUUUGGUGAUCCAGUAGUGUCAAGGACUCAAACCCAGUUCAUCUAUCUCUCCCAGUGGUCACCAUAGAGCCAAUUGAGCUUUAAUAUUUGGGACUGGAUGAAGCUGCCCAUCUUUCCCAGAAUCUGCCACUAUACAUAGCUUUUAAAAUCUCGGUACAGGCCAUAGCUUUUGCACAGGAAAGUGCCUACAUAUUCUGCAUGUCUCUCUCUCUUUAGUACUGGUAAUUCUUCUCCAGUCAGUGCUAAUUAUUGUUGGAUGUCAAAUAAUAAUGCCUGAACCAUUUCAUGAGAAUUUUGUAUUGGUCCUCAGUACAGUACAGUAUGUCUUAUGUACUGGGCAUUAGUAGCAACAGAUAUUAAAGCUAUUAUUAUUACUAUUAUUAUUAUAACUAUUAGCUUUUUUAAAACUUAUCAGCUUACUAGCCAUUUGAGUGGUUGGUUUAUUCUUUGUUGGAUUAGUAUGCCACAUUUAUAUUGUCAAAGAACAUUACAUUAUCAAUCUAUUAAUAAAGUAACUGUGUGAGGUAAGAUACUUUUAUUGUAUAACAAAUGGAAGGUAUGAAGUAAUUACAUAUUUUGUUUUUAAUAUAUACAGUUGGAGAGAAAAUUUUCUGGAUAUUUUUUGGUAGUACAAUAGAGAGCAUGUGUCUGGCAUCUCCUUGAUACAGUAGUUAUAUAGGUAAGGAGAUUGAGAUGCAGUACUAUGCCCACAUUUUCUUUAUGCAGUACUACAGGGGUUUAUAUUUAUUUUCUAUUGGUUAUUUUAACAUACUAUAGUAAUUUAUAAUGAAAAGCAACAUCAUCAUCUACAAAUCAAUCACAUGUACAGUACAAUAAUUAUAUUACCCAUAAGUAAAUGCCAGAUACUGUACAGUACAAGUGUAUUGCCAAAAGUGUUAUGGAAUUUUGGUUGCAACUGUACAGCUCAGAUAUAUAUCAGUAGAGAUACAAGUAUAUAAAUUAUUAGGAUGAAGCAGGGAACUUGUGUCAACUAAAUUGUCCGGUAUUUUGUAAAGCUCAAUAAAUAGUCAAAAUGUAUGUAACGUUCAGAAUUACAUAGUAUUGUAAAAUCUUUUGAAAUUUACGACUCUUCAAAUACUGUAUUCUAAUACUGUACAGUAUUUACCACGAUGUAUUCCAUGAUGAAUUAUUCUGAAAUAAAUAUAUUUUUUGAAGAUU
Molecule: messenger RNA, 11408 nt
Organism: Homarus americanus (American lobster)
Lineage: Eukaryota; Metazoa; Arthropoda; Malacostraca; Decapoda; Nephropidae
Product: zinc finger protein Xfin-like
Biological process (GO): regulation of DNA-templated transcription
Molecular function (GO): DNA-binding transcription factor activity, RNA polymerase II-specific; RNA polymerase II cis-regulatory region sequence-specific DNA binding
Source: RefSeq, a predicted model, not a curated record